Messenger RNA from Callithrix jacchus (white-tufted-ear marmoset), 2208 nucleotides. RefSeq names its product synapse differentiation inducing 1 (gene SYNDIG1). Gene Ontology annotation, cellular component: excitatory synapse; postsynaptic density membrane; intracellular membrane-bounded organelle. Gene Ontology annotation, biological process: synaptic vesicle clustering; positive regulation of synapse assembly. Lineage: Eukaryota; Metazoa; Chordata; Mammalia; Primates; Cebidae. The record is from RefSeq and is a predicted model, not a curated record.
AGCCUGGGAGCGGGGGAGCAGAGGCGGGCGCCGCACCGCCCCGCACGCUCGCUCGCUCCGGAGACUCGCGGGCGGCCGCUUGGGCGCACUAGCCGGGUCACCUUGUCCCGGAGGUGACCUGCCUGCUCCUCUUUUCCUUCCACCAUGAUUGGAAGCUUCCUGAGGCCUCACCAGAAGCUGAGUAGAUGCCAGCACCAUGCUUCCUGUACAGCCUGCAAAACCAUGAGCCAAAUAUACCACUCUUCUUUGUAAACUACCUAGUCUCAGGAGAAAUGGGUUCCCUGAGGAAAGUGUGACCUGCGUGCCCAGCCCGCCAGCCUGACGCCCAUCCGGGGAGGGAGGACCAUGGAUGGCAUCAUUGAACAGAAGAGCAUGCUGGUGCACAGUAAAAUCAGUGAUGCUGGCAAGAGGAAUGGCUUGAUUAACACCAGAAACUUGAUGGCGGAGAGCAGAGAUGGUCUGGUGUCUGUUUACCCAGCACCCCAGUACCAGAGCCACCGGGUGGGGGCCAGCACAGUGCCAGCCAGCCUGGACGGCAGCAGGAGUGAGCCAGUGCAGCAGCUGCUGGACCCCAACACCCUGCAGCAGUCGGUGGAGUCCCGCUACCGGCCCAACAUCAUCCUCUACUCGGAGGGUGUGCUGCGCUCCUGGGGGGAUGGCGUGGCCACCGACUGCUGCGAGACCACCUUCAUCGAGGACCGCUCACCCACCAAAGACAGCCUGGAGUACCCCGAUGGGAAGUUCAUCGACCUCUCAGCUGAAGACAUCAAAAUCCACACGCUGUCCUACGAUGUGGAGGAGGAGGAGGAAUUCCAGGAGCUGGAGAGCGACUACUCAAGUGACACAGAGAGUGAGGACAACUUCCUCAUGAUGCCCCCACGGGACCACCUGGGCCUCAGCGUCUUCUCCAUGCUCUGCUGCUUCUGGCCUCUGGGCAUUGCCGCCUUCUACUUGUCUCACGAGACCAACAAAGCCGUGGCCAAGGGGGACUUGCACCAGGCCAGCACCAGCUCCCGGCGGGCCCUGUUCCUGGCAGUGCUGUCCAUCACCAUCGGGACCGGCGUCUAUGUGGGCGUGGCUGUGGCCCUCAUCGCCUACCUCUCCAAGAACAACCACCUGUGAGCUUCCUGUGAGCAGACGGGGAGCACCCAGGGCACGUCCGUGUGGGCAUGGAGGAAGCACACGUCGCAUGACGCAGUGCAGUGCAAAUGAUUGCCAAACGAGGCCACGAAGCCCUGGGAUUUCCUACCCAUGGAUUUCUUUUGUUUUUAACCCUUUAAUUUCAUGUUCCCAGCACUGUGUAGAGCACCAGACAGACGGGCACUGCUAAUCCUCCCAAAGGAAAGCUCCAAAGAUCCCAGCGUCAAGGCCGUCUCUGGACGGAUUCUGGUGGAUGAAUGGCGGCGUGGCUCUCUGCAGCCUGCCAAUGCCCAGAGUGCCACCGCAUUAGCAAUAUACAAACAGUCAAAAAAAGUGUUUAUUUUUUAUGGAAUACAGUGCAAUAGGCGGAGGACAAGGGACAUGCCACUCUUCUGUCUGUGGCCCUGCUGGAGUCCUUUGUGUCCCCCCCCCCCCGAGUCCACACGCCUUCCCUGCAAGAUGACAAUGGGGCUGGGAAGGAAGAGGCGACACCUCUUCCUUCGGCCGACAGGACCCCCACUGCACUGCUCUGCAGACCCAUCGGCCUGACCCCGAGAUGCAGGGUCAGCAAAGCCCAGGACCUGCCCCCGUUUCUUUCCCUUCAUCCCACCCAGCCUCGGGAUGUCAAGCCACCUCUGGAACAUGCCUACACUCCACGGCUACCCCGCAGCAAUACGCACUCCUGGGACCUCGCUGAUCUAGGAUGGGGAGGCAGGACACCACCCCUCCCGAGACUCCUCAAGAAACUGCCCCGAGGUUGCUCCAGAAACUCGAGGCUCUGCAGCCGUGAGCACCCCCUGAGCCUAAAGACACGGGCUCCUCCCAGUCGCGGCACUGGCGGGCAUUCACCCCAUCAUACGCAGACACUAGUGAUCCCGGAAACGAGAUGGGCCUUACUCUGUCGACUAAACGAAUAGCUAUUUUCUUGUCAUUUUUUUAAGUGCAACUGUUGCUUCCUGCUGCUUUAGUUACCAGACGAAUGCUGAGAAAUAAGUAAUCACAGACAUUUUAAUACCAUGUCAUUGCUGUUUGACGAGUGUUCAUUACUCAACAGAAAGUUAUCUUUUA